AUGGCAAAUGAAAAGAAAGGAAGUUACCGAACUAAACGAGUUUUCGUCAACAAUAUUGAUACGUAUUCAUCUAAAUGUAUCGCGAAGUUUCUGUCAACCUGCAUGGUUGGCGGUUCCUUGGAGGAGGCAGAUGAAGAUGGUCCCGUUGAGGAUGAGCAAACACUUCAAGAUGGGACUUUUCAAAUUGUUGGAACUACCUCAAACAACGAGGGGGAAAAACCCAGUUUUGCAUUAGAAUGUUAUACUUCACAGAAGCGAGAUCAGCUACUGCCAAGCCUAUUGGAAUGUGAUGUGGUGGUUUACAACAUCUCAGAACAUGCAACAGCAGAGCUGAUAGAUGAGGCAAUUUGGGCAAUUUCAGCUCUUCACUCAGAUAUUGAGAGUUUUGCGUCUCAGAAGAUAUUCAUUUUGAUAUCAUCAGUCAUGACCUGGGCAAUGAGCAAGCCAGCCGAUCCUAAUGACCCAGAGAUUCCUCUGACAGAGGACGACUACAGGAGGAAAAGACAUCAUCCUAACUUCAAGGAGCACACCAACGCAGAGAAAACUGUGCUCAAACUGGGCAAAACUAAAAAGUCCAAGCUGUCCAGUUAUGUUGUGGCAGCAGGUGUUCAGUAUGGAAUGGGAGAAAAUCUCCUGCACUACUUCUUCAAGACGUCUUGGCUGGGGGAGUUUGCACAAGUUCCUGUUUUUGGGCCUGGCACAAAUGUUAUCCCUACCAUUCAUGUCAACGACCUUGCAGGGGUUAUUCAGAAUGUAAUCGACCACAAGCCAAAGAUACAUUAUUUCCUCGCUGUGGAUGAUUCCAAUAAUACUUUUGAGGAUAUUGUGAAGAUAAUAAGCUUUGUGCUCGGUCCAGGGAAGAUCAAGAAAGUCCCUAAGGAGGAGGCCUACCUCACCAAUGUUCUGACGACCGCUGAUGUGGAUUACCUGAGUGUCAACCUGCGGAUAGAGCCAACCUUUCUGAAGGAAACCUUCAACCUUCGCUGGGUGUCGGAGGCUGGCAUCAUUGAUAACAUCAACCGGGUGGUGGAGGAAUACAAACUGUUGAGACUACUACUGCCCAUCAGAAUCUGUCUCCUGGGCCCUCCAGCAGUAGGGAAGAGCACCGUGGCAGAGAAACUGUGUAAACAUUACAAACUGCACCACAUCAACCUCAAAGAGAUCAUUGAUGAGAAUAUGCAUCAUCUGGAGGAGGCUGUGAAUGUGGCUGAGCAGGAGGGAGAGAGUGAGGAGGCGCUCAGUAACGCUCAGGACCAACUGGACUCUCUGAAGGACAGCAUGGAGCAAAAUGGAGGUCGCCUGAGCAACGGGCUUGUUUACCGUAUGAUGCGUGAUAAGUUGAACUCAACGCCUUGCAGGAACCAUGGCUUCGUCCUCGACGGCUUCCCCAAGUCCUACGAUCAGGCCAAGGAGAUCUUCUAUGAUGACCUGGAUCAUCCCAGGUCCAAAAUGCCUGCUUACAACAAGAAGAUCAUUCCUGAGUUCAUUUUCUCCCUGGAGGCAUCUGAUGACUUUUUAAAGGAGCGGGUGCAGAACCUACCUGAGAGUGUGGCAGAGAAAAUGCACUACUCUAAAGACGAGUACCUUACCCGGCUGAAGAAAUUUAGAAAGGCCAACGUGGAAGAUGAAACGGUUCUGAACUACUUUGACGAGCUGGAGAUUCACCCAGAGCACAUUGAGGUGAACAAUGCCAUCGAUCCUGAAUACGGCGAUGUGAUGGACAAAAUCACCAGGCUGGUGGGGCGUCCCAGGAACUACGGACCCACCCCUGAGGAGAGAGAGGAGAUGGAGAGGAAGUCCGUAGAGGAGACAGCACAGCGCCUGGUACUGGAGACAGCAGAGUGGAAGAGGAGGGAGGCUGAGACCGCUGCCAAGAUGGCCACACAGCUAGAGGAGUGGAACCGUCACGUGACUGAGGUGAAGAGGCAGGAGCAUGAGCUGCUGGAGGCUCGCUCCGCCCCCCUGAGGAACUACCUGAUGAAUUACGUAAUGCCCUCUCUCACUGAGGGCAUGAUGGAGUGCUGCAAGGCCCAGCCAGACGACCCGGUAGACUUCCUGGCUGAAUAUCUCCUCCGGAAUAAUUCACAAGAUUAG
Salvelinus namaycush (lake trout) is the source of this 2094-nucleotide messenger RNA. It is a transcript of the gene ak7a, whose product is annotated as adenylate kinase 7a. Bases 1 to 2094 code for a protein of 697 amino acids. The record is from RefSeq and is a predicted model, not a curated record. Gene Ontology annotation, cellular component: cytoplasm. The transcript has 18 exons. Lineage: Eukaryota; Metazoa; Chordata; Actinopteri; Salmoniformes; Salmonidae. Gene Ontology annotation, molecular function: ATP binding; AMP kinase activity. Gene Ontology annotation, biological process: nucleobase-containing compound metabolic process.